CUUAAAUUAAAGUUGCAACAACAUUUUGUCUUAUUAGUAAACGACUGAGCGGGCAUGCACAAAUUCGGCGAAACGUGGGGCAUAGAUACAAGACAACCCUCCCGGUGAAAGAGUCAGCGGUAAUAAGUAGUCAUUCGUGUUAAAUGGAAGUAGAAGAAGGGGGUGGCCGAAACGACGAAACCCCGCGCCGUUUCGUUAUUUCCGAUGGGUUUUAAGAACGUCUUCCUCUGCGUGGUCGCCGGUGUGCUCGCCGUGUUCGCGGCUCGCCAGUGGCGCGUCCGCACCUGGGGCCGUUGCCGAAGCAAGCGCUCCAUGAUCGGUAAGACGGUCGUCAUUACCGGCGCCAACUCGGGUCUCGGUCGGGCCACGGCCAUCGAGCUGGCGCGUCGCGGCGCCCGAGUGAUCCUCGCGUGUCGCGACAUCAGCAGCGGCCUCCUCGCAGCCGCCGACGUUCGACGGGUGACGAGCAUCGAGAACGUCGUCAUGCGCUACCUGGACCUCUCGUCCUUCAGCUCGAUACGGGCGUUCGUCAACGGCGUGCUCAAGUCCGAGAUGCACCUGGACGUGCUGGUGUGCAACGCGGGCAUCUUCCAGUGCCCGCUGUCGAUGACGCGCGACGGCCUCGAGAUGCAGAUGGGCGUCAAUCACCUGGGACACUUCCUGCUGGCCAACCUGCUCCUCGAUCGGCUCAAGAACUCCCAGCCGAGCCGCAUCGUGGUGGUCACGUCGAACCUGUACAAGCGGGCCAAGCUCAAGCCGAACGAGUUGCUCAUGGACGAGACCAACUACGACAAGCGCCUGGCGUACGCCAACAGUAAGCUGGCCAACAUACUGUUCGUGCGCGAGUUGAGCCGGAGGCUUCGCGGGUCGGGCGUGAAGGCGUACGCCGUCAGUCCCGGCAUGGUCUACACCAACCUGGGACGCCACACCAAGUUGCCCUGGUACCUGAUGGUCCUGCUGCUACCGUUCGCGCUGUUCGCGGUGCGAACUCCCGAGCAGGGCUGCCAGAGCAUCGUCGACUGCGCCGUGAACGAAGAGUACGAGCAGCAUUCGGGCCGAUUCUACUACAACUGCCGGCCCGAGAAGUUGGAGAGCAUCGCCUUGGACGACGACCUGGCGCUCAAGACUUGGGCAGAGAGCGAGAAAUUGACGGGCGUCUUGUCGGUGGACGUCAGAGGCUGAGCCCAGCCCGGACGUUAGAGAGGUCGCGACUCCGUGAUCGUGGAGUUUUGCUGGUUCGAAACUCCUGUGGGCCCUGUGAUCAAAUCUGUUGCGAAGGCUAUUUCAGGACGUGAGCGCCCUUUGCAGCACCUCUAGUUUCAUGUGUUCAGUUUGACGAUAUAAUUUAUUCCAUGCGUGUUUGUUUUUGUUCGUUUCUUGUAGUAUCUACCAUGUUCAGUAUGGCUACGCGGUUACAUGCGUAAAAUAAACGUGACCCUCCGUGUGAA
Messenger RNA from Dermacentor silvarum, 1448 nucleotides. RefSeq names its product retinol dehydrogenase 14. The record is from RefSeq and is a predicted model, not a curated record. Lineage: Eukaryota; Metazoa; Arthropoda; Arachnida; Ixodida; Ixodidae.